Messenger RNA from Hermetia illucens (black soldier fly), 1929 nucleotides. Its product is annotated as mitochondrial sodium/calcium exchanger protein-like. Gene Ontology annotation, molecular function: calcium:sodium antiporter activity. Lineage: Eukaryota; Metazoa; Arthropoda; Insecta; Diptera; Stratiomyidae. Bases 63 to 1841 code for a protein of 592 amino acids. Gene Ontology annotation, cellular component: membrane. Gene Ontology annotation, biological process: transmembrane transport; intracellular calcium ion homeostasis; monoatomic cation transport. The transcript has 11 exons. The record is from RefSeq and is a predicted model, not a curated record.
CAUUUUCUUCCUCCCUUUUCAAUUCGUACGUUUUUUCAAGUUUCACGAGCUUUAAUUGGAAAAUGGAAGUAAAUAGACCACUAAUUUAUGGAGCGCUUACGGGCUCCAAUGGAUCCCGACCUUAUUAUGAGCCACAUGCAAUUUUCAUUAAAUUCGUGAAAUAUGAUGGAUGCAGCGCCACCUACGAUCUUCCAUACUCCGAAAGAUGCCAGCACAUUACCAAAGACGGAUAUUGCCAAGAUAGUAUGCAAUAUAUUAACUAUAUAAAAAUAUUGUACUGUUUUAUCGAGAAGGCGGAGUCCCCGGCUGUAGAUUGGAUUUACAUUGGGGUUUUAUUCUUUCUCGUUUUCUAUCUGUUGCAAGUUAUGGGUCUUCUCAUCGGCAGUUUCUUCAUUUCGGCAAUAAAUUACUUCGCAAAGAGACUUCGCUUGAGCCAGAGCCUUGCUGGAGCGACGAUCCUCGCAGUUGCGAAUAGCCUCGCUGGGAUAUACACAUCCCUCCUCCACAUAAAGGGCAGCACUACGGACCUUUUUAAUGGGUCUCACGCAUCAGCCAUUUUCACGCACUCACUCGUAGCUGGUGCAGUGCUGGUGAUUCGGCCAUUCCAUAUUUAUCGUCCUAUAUAUAUCCGGGAUGCACUUUUUCUGCUGACAUUACUGGCUUACAUUGAAUACAUUCUAAAGGACGACAGGAUCGAAAUGCUUGAAUGUAUACCCUUGUUUUUGUUUUAUAUCGUAUUUUUGAUAACCGUAACCAUCGACACUAUCAUUAUAAAGCGACUAUCGAAGGAUGUUAGAAGGAAAUUGAAAAUGCUGCAAGCUGGGGAAACAAAUGAAAAAUUAGAGAAAGAAUUAGAAGAACUACAAGAAGAAGGCGUCAUGGAAAUACUAAUGAAGGAUACAGUCUCAGUACUCGAUAUUGAAACAACAAGAUCUGGAUUCGUAGCUGAGCAUGCUAAUUCCAGACUAUUUCAACAAUUUCUUUCAUCAAUCAAUCCCGUCCCUAGAGAUGAUUGGCGAGAGGCAUCAUGUUUUCAACGAUUUUUGUUAGUAAUACGGGCGCCCUUCUUCCUUUUUUUCCUUUUAAUAUGUCCGCGGGUCGAUUACAAUUUACCCAACCAUGGAUGGUCAAAACUAUUGAAUAUGCUCCAUGUCAUCACUGGACCCUUCUUCUUCAUAUCUAUCCACAAACAAAUUGCUGAUUGGAGCCUCUUUGGUGUUUCCAUCUACUUCUAUCUGGUAGCAAUCUCAGUUCCGAUUAUGAUCAUCGUUUACUUCACCUCCAGAACAGACUCUCCACCAGUCUAUCAUUUGAUCUACGCGGUUCAUGCCAUUUGGAUAUGCAUGGUUCUGAUUAGAAUGAUGGCAUCAGAAACAUCAUCUCUCACGUACACGAUCGGCAUGGCUUCACAAAUGAGCCCUACUUUCAUUAUGGUCACAUUGACUACAUGGGAGGGCGGUAUUGGAUCACUUAUCGCCAAUGUAGCGCUGGCCUAUCGAGGUUACCAGCGAAUGAGUUUCGCGGCAUGCUUUGGAUCGCCGUUGUUCAGUAUGCCUGUAACCUUUGGUGCUCGUUACCUAUACAGAGUACUGACCAGUGAGUCCGGGGUUGCAAAGGUUGGUCAAGGACCCCUCGGCAGCACGAUUCAUGUCAUUCUCUUCACUAUUAUAUUCUUCCCACUAAUGGGAAACUUAGUUGCCCGGGAUAAAGGGCGGAAAAGUCUGGGCGUCUAUAGACUACUUUUCUACCCAAUCUUCCUACUGUUUGCACUAUUAGCCGAAUUUGAGAUUAUCCAUGGACAUGGGACGGACCAUACCGACCAACGCGUUAAGUUGAAUUAAAUAUGGAAGUUGGUAGGAUUAUGCUUUUAAAUUUGAACCAAUUUUGUUAAAUCUUUUUAUUCGAAUAAUAAAUGUUUGCGAAAAAGUA